Messenger RNA from Enterobius vermicularis (human pinworm), 300 nucleotides. NCBI's taxonomy places the organism in Eukaryota, Metazoa, Nematoda, Chromadorea, Rhabditida, Oxyuridae. The record is from the annotation of a GenBank genome assembly.
AUGAAAUUUCAGCUGGCAAUUUACAUUUGCCUUCUGCUGCUGGCAAGUGCAGUAGCCCGAUGUCCAUCGCAGAAAAAUGUGAUCUACUGUCAAAUAUGCUUUAUAUUCAGCCAAUUUGUUCUUGAUCAUAUGACUUGGGAAUUGGCGGAUGCUAUAGAGUAUGGGAUAAAUCAGUGUCUGUCGUUUGGUUUUAUAUAUUCUGGAUCAUGCCAGUUAAUUAUUCGAAACAAUGGCGAACGUAUAUAUAACGGAGUUCAUAACGGAGAUGCAUUGAAUAAAGUUUGCGAUUUUGUGUGCUAA